GGACACCCUCUUAACCUUUAAAAGGUUAAAGAUUUUCAAUCCUUUAAGGGAAUACUGGGGAGGGUCUGCACAAGGAAAACAAAAUCAUCAAAAAAUAAAAUAAAAAUAAAAAAAGAAAAGCAAAAUGAUCCUGAGUUCAUAAAAUGUACCCCUGUGGUCCCAUGGAUCUGGGAGUCCUUGUCUCUGGUACCAGCAUCAAUCAUCACUACUAGGGCCCUGGCCCUGCUGUACUCUUAUACAAGCUCACCCAGUGUGAGGGAGAGGACCAUGAGCUUGGGACAGGGUACAAAGCAUAGGCCUUGACUGACUUAAGAGGCAGAGCUGCAGCUCCGAUGGCCAGGGAGGAGAAGAUGAGGGGUCCUCCAGGGCUCUGGAGAGCACACUUGGGUCAACUGUAUCCUUUUUUUGUUGCUGGGGUGGAGACUUUGUGGUCUUUUCCUCCAGGAUGCCCCACUGGAUCAAGUCCUGGGCGGUGUCCAGCCACUUUGGCUCAGGUCCUAUUAGCUCCUCAAUCUUGAACUCCAGGGCCAUACCCCCUAACUCCUUGGCAGCUUGACACACACACAUAACUUCCUCAUCUGUUAAAUGGGAUUCUGAGCCCCAGCUAAUGCUAACCCUAAUCAUUGGUCAUGAGCACCCUGAAAACAGUGCCCUGACACCCAAAGGCAGCUCAGGAGCAAGACUGAGGCCUCAAGAGCCCCCACUGGAAUCCUCUCUUCCCCACCCUUCCAGAUUAACCAAAACCUGCUAAUUGUGGCAACCCUCUGCAUGCUCCCCUCCCCCACCAUUUUACUCCCUUCCCUCUCUUCCCCUCCCCCUUCAUCGGAAUGAUAAAGGGCCAGGCCCGCCCGCCUGGCCCCACUUCAGAUCCUGGCCCUACCGCCACACUGCCCCACUGCUCUGAGCCCUCAAUCAGGCCAGGCCCCUGGCCACGCUGUCUACCUUCCCGGCAUGGGGCCCUGCAGCAAUUCCUGCCGGGGGCCCCUGGAGGCACAAUCGCCCUCUCAGCCCCCCAAGAGGAGGAAGAAGAGAUACCUGCGGCAUGACAAACCUCCCUACACCUACUUAGCCAUGAUCGCCUUGGUGAUUCAGGCCGCACCCUCCCGCAGGCUGAAGCUGGCCCAGAUCAUCCGUCAGGUCCAGGCGGUGUUCCCCUUUUUCAGGGAUGACUACGAGGGCUGGAAAGACUCCAUCAGGCAUAACCUCUCCUCCAACCGAUGCUUCCUCAAGGUACCCAAAGACCCAGCGAAGCCCCAGGCCAAGGGCAACUUCUGGGCUGUGGACGUGAGCCUGAUUCCAGCAGAGGCGCUGCGGUUGCAGAAUACGGCCCUGUGCAGGCGCUGGCAGAACGGGGGCACACACAGAGCUUUCGCCAAAGACCUGGGUCCCUAUGUGCUGCAUGGUCAACCCUAUCGGCCAUCUGGUCCCCCGCCUCCCUGCGAAGGCUUCAGCAUCAAAUCUUUGCUAGGGAACCCGGGGGAGGAGGCAUCCCUCAGGCCCAGGCUGGCAACACAGAGCAGCCCAGCCCUGGGGGGCACAAGGAAUGGCAGGGCAGAGGUAGUACCUACUCUACCCCUGCCCUCCCCUGAAAGGCCCCUGUGGCCCCUCCCAGGGCCCGCAACAGUGGAGGGGGAGACUUCUCCCAAGGGAGCUAUUGGCCCCACAUUCCUCUCCUCAGAGCCCAGAGCCUGGUCCCUCCACUUAAUACAGGAUACACCAGCCCCUGGGGGGCUAUCCAGUGGGGGACACAGAUCCUCCUUUUGGGGACAACUGCCCACCUCCUACUUGCCCAUCUAUGCCCCCAAUGUGGUUGUCCCCUUGGCACCACCACCACCCAGCUCCUGUCCUAGGUGCCCACCUUCCACCAGCCCAGCCUACUGGAAGUUAGCCCCUGAAACUCCACGGGCCCCAAGGCUGCUCUGGGAUCUAGAUGCGUUCUUCCAAGGGGUGCCCCCCAAUAAAAGCAUCCAUGAUGUAUGGGUCAGCCAGCCUCAGGACCUGGCUGCCCCCACCCCCAGCUGGCUGCUCUCCUGGCACAACCUGUGAGGCUCCUGCAGCAGGGUGGCUGCUCCCUCCCACCCGCCAGCUCACUAGUGGGAACCAAGGCCAGGAGAGUAUCUCUGGCCACAGCAGUCUCAAAACACGAGGUCCCAGCCUUGCUGGGAGUCCACAAAGUUUAUUGAACUACUCCACAGAUGGUGCGGCCAAGCUGUCACUCAGGCCUCUGCCUCAGCACUGGAGGCAGGGAUGUAGAAGCAGGGCUCAGCCUGGAAUAGUACUUCCUGGUCCCACCUUCUCAGGCCAUCCCCCAUCCAUCCAUCUGUCAUCUCCCUUCCCUGGCUCCAGGCUGGGGGAGGGAGAGCCUAACAGGGGUCCAACUUGAAGUCUUGUCUCAACUGUCUGGGAGGGAGGUAGCACCUUUUUGGGGAAAGGGGUUAGGGAAUAAAGACAUGGUGGGGGGAGACAGAUAACAGUAAAGGAAUUUGCAACAUUU
Messenger RNA from Otolemur garnettii (small-eared galago), 2494 nucleotides. It is a transcript of the gene FOXH1, whose product is annotated as forkhead box H1. Gene Ontology annotation, biological process: regulation of DNA-templated transcription. Gene Ontology annotation, molecular function: DNA-binding transcription factor activity; sequence-specific DNA binding. The record is from RefSeq and is a predicted model, not a curated record. Bases 952 to 2046 code for a protein of 364 amino acids. The transcript is spliced from 3 exons. Lineage: Eukaryota; Metazoa; Chordata; Mammalia; Primates; Galagidae.